Lotus japonicus is the source of this 1626-nucleotide messenger RNA. Its product is annotated as nudix hydrolase 2-like. Bases 133 to 1176 code for a protein of 347 amino acids. The transcript has 9 exons. NCBI's taxonomy places the organism in Eukaryota, Viridiplantae, Streptophyta, Magnoliopsida, Fabales, Fabaceae. The record is from RefSeq and is a predicted model, not a curated record. Gene Ontology annotation, molecular function: NADH pyrophosphatase activity; NAD binding; ADP-ribose diphosphatase activity.
UCUCCCACAUUGUAGUAAUAAUUACUUCAUUUUGCUCUUCUCUUCUGUGUUGAUCACAUUCAAUUUUCACAUAAUAAUCUUAGUUACUGCAUUUUGCUAUAUUUUCUCUUGUGUUGAUCACAUUUGAUUUUCAUGAUGAUGAGGUUUAGAGCUUGCAAGCUUUAUACUUCUUGCCUUUUGGCAACUUCUAAAUUGAUAUCCACAUCUUCUUCAGCUGUCCCUCAAAUUCCAAUUAGGGUUUUUCAUUGCUUUAACAUCCCUCAAUCUCAUGGCUGCAAGAACAGCUUUCUUUUCUCAAGACCAUACAUGUCAGCCUCUUCAGCUCUUUUGGCCAAGGAUGAGGAAGUGAGAGGUAAAGGCAUCGGAUUACUCAGAGCAGUUGAAGACAAACAUGGGGGAGUAAUUGUAAACAUGGAGGAGCCUAUGGAUUCCUUGGUUUUUGCUUCUUUGUUAGAAGCUUCAUUAUCAGAAUGGAAGAGACAGGGAAAGAAAGGAGUAUGGAUCAAGUUGCCCAGAGAACAUUCAAAUCUUGUGCCCUCUGCAGUGAAGGCUGGAUUCAGAUACCACCAUGCUGAACCUGACUACUUGAUGCUUGUAAACUGGAUUCCAAAUACUCCUGACACCCUUCCUGCAAAUGCUUCCCAUCGCGUUGGUAUUGGUGCUUUUGUCAUGAAUACCAAUAUGGAGGUGCUGGUGGUUCAGGAAAGUAAUGGCAGAUUCAGUGGCAAAGGAAUAUGGAAAUUGCCAACUGGAGCUGUAAAUGAAGGUGAGGAUAUUUGUAGUGCUGCAGUUAGAGAAGUCAGAGAAGAAACAGGGAUAGAAACUGAAUUUGUUCAGGUUUUAGCAUUCAGGGAAGGGCAUAAAUCUUUCUUCCAGAAGUCAGACUUGUUCUUUGUUUGCAUGUUGCAACCUCGCUCCUUUAACAUUCAGAGGCAGGUUUCAGAAAUUGAGGCAGCUCAGUGGAUGCCAGUUGAGGAUUAUGUAGCCCAGCCUUUUGUCAGAGAAAAUGAGCUAUUUGACUUUCUUACAAAAAUAUGCUUAACAAAGUUGGAUGGGAAAUACACUGGCUUUUCUAGCCGACUUACUAGCACAUCCUCUAGCAAGAAAUCCUAUUUGUACUUCAACCACAAGGAUGGUGGCCGCUUGUUAGCUUCCAAACAUGAUCAGCAUGCUUGACUUCCAAUUUAUGGGAUCAGGAUCCUCUCAUGUUGAAAUUUUGUGUUUAUCUCUCUCUUCAGAAGUAUUAAACAGGUAGAACCCUUUAAUUAUUUAUGAAGAAAGAAAUAGACACAAUGUUUCACUUGACAUUGUCAUGUGACAUGAGAAGAUCAUAAUCACAAGUUCUGUGACAUUUACUUGCUAGGAGGCUUCAUCAUUAUUUUGGGCUCAUUUCCUUUGACCAAUAAGGGUUGUUAGCAUUGUACAGAAAUCUCAACACAUUAUUUUAUUUUUCCAAGCCACAAGAGGGUAGGAAUAAUGCUUGCCAUUUCAUUAUUUGUUCAUUGUAUCAAAUCUUUCAUUCUUGGGUGGAAGACUGCUGAUUUGUUACUUUUUUGUUUCAGAUUGUUGUAAUUUCCAUCUCAUAGACUAUACCAUUAAUUAAAAUAAUAAGAACCAACUUUCUUA